CCUAGGGGAAGCUCCACCUCCCUGCACAUGGCAGGCACUAAGAAUCAGACAAGGAAGAAGGAAGAGGCAGCUGGUUAGCUUGGGAUCAGGUUUCCCUUUAGCCUCCGAAGUCGGACCGUCUCCCAGGCCUUAUAACAAUAAGGGCUGUUACCGGGGCUACUAGCCUAAUGGCAGCGGCUGCAUGAAGAGGAAUGUCACUGAACCUGCCGCUUCUCCUCGAUGGUGACAGUGUCCAUGGUUGUGUGCCCUCCGGCUACUGCUGGUGCUGACAGAUCGCAGCAAGCGCUCCAACGGCUCUGAGCCUGGGAAAAGCCAAGGAACCUGCUAUUGAUGCCAAAGCGCCGAUUUCCAGGAAUCGAGGGAGUGAGGAUCGGCAGUCGGUGCUGCUCAGCGGAUCAAACCUACAUUGUUACAUCUGGGAACAGGGCUGACGUGGGGGGCCACACAAAUAGAUCUCCUUUAACAAGAGAAGAUUAUGGCGGAGAGUGGGAGUGGUGCUGGCAGUGGCUCCUCCUCCGUGGGAGGAGUUAGCAAUCCAACCUCUCUUGCUCCUGGCGACUCUCAGCUGAUUGCUCUGAUCGUCGAGCAGCUAAAGAGCCGGGGGCAGUUCGACGGGUUCCGAAGAGAUUGCUUGGCCGAUGUGGACACAAAGCCGGCCUAUCAGAACCUGCGUCAGAAAGUGGACAACUUUGUGUCGACUCACCUGGACAAACAAGAGUGGAACGCGGACAUGAACAAGAACCAGCUGAGAAACGGACUGCGCCAAAGCGUCAUCCAAUCAGGGAUGCUGGAGGCUGGGGUGGAUAGGAUCAUCUCGCAGGUGGUGGACCCAAAACUCAACCAUAUAUUCCGGCCCCAAAUAGAAAAGGCCAUACAAGAGUAUCUUGCUGCUCAGACUAAGGAGGAGCCGGCUCCGCCACUGCCACCGGGCCCCCCAGAGCCCCAAGAGCAAGAGCCUCCGGGGCCCUCUCAAAGUGUCUCCUAAAGGGGUUUCCCUGUAACAUCUGCACUGUAACCACUGCCAGACUGCAGCUUGCAACAUCCUCCUAGCAAGGAGCUUGUAGUUGGGCAGCCGAUGGAGUGCAGAGGUUGCUGGGAAAGGCCCAGGCAGAAAACCUUCCCGCGUAAACAAACGCACACCGCAAUGCCGAUAAGCUAGAUGUAUGGCUGCCGCCAUAGUGGUAGGGGCAGCAGCGAAACUGGAAACAGAACUCAGUUUGGGGGGGGGAAUCGUGAAUUCUCCAUGGCUGAGCGCUAAAUAGGGGAGGGGGUUAAUUAUAGACGCUUAUUACAUUUCUGCAUCAGUUCUGAGGCAAAACUUUGGUUUGAAAAGGUGGCGCCACGAUUAGUGUUGGGGUUCUUCUGGGGUUCUGUAGUAACGUGGGCAAACUGUGUCCCUGCUGCCGAUUGGAUGUUGCUUUUAUCAUUCUCACUGGCUGCUAUGGUUACUGGGUGUGACCAAUCAGAUGUUUCCUUUAUGCUAACUGCCCAUGCCUUGUAACUAUAGCAACAAUCGGUAGUAGUCUGGUCAAAGCUUGCAUCUGAUUGGUUACUAAGGACUUGGGAAAGGUUCCCUCUCGUUACUUCAUUACCCAAUGGGUCCUUAAUUGUGGGGGUAAAUCUGGCAGAAUGAGUAAUCUGACUUUGUAAGAGAUAAAUUUGCCUUUGUUAAUUUUGUUCUCGUGCCAGCACGCUAACAGACUACCUACCGCCAAACGCACGAUGACCUACUGCCUAAGGGAGGAGCUUGGUUUUUGUUUUUUCCUGAUUGUUAAUGUUCUCUUUUUUUUCUAUUAAUUUUAUAUGUAAUGUAUGAAUUUGCAAUUAAUUGUCUAAAUAAAUAUAUUUUGGUUUUUGUGAAUGAG
Molecule: messenger RNA, 1865 nt
Organism: Xenopus tropicalis (tropical clawed frog)
Lineage: Eukaryota; Metazoa; Chordata; Amphibia; Anura; Pipidae
Gene: bod1
Product: biorientation of chromosomes in cell division 1
Exons: 5
Coding region: 476-985 (169 amino acids)
Cellular component (GO): centrosome
Source: RefSeq, a predicted model, not a curated record